UAUUAGUAUUCAUUGCUCUUUCUCAAGCUCGUACAACCCGCCUCAGGAUCCGCCGCCGCCUCCUCCUCUCGAUGGCUACUUUCACCCAACCCCACCACCACCGCAGUUUCUCCACAUUCAACCCCUCCAGACCCAAACCCAAACCCGCUGCCGCCACCAGGAUCCGAAUGAGCCUUAAGGAGGACGCGCCCUCUGUUGCCGUGGUGGGCGUGACGGGCGCCGUGGGCCAAGAGUUUCUUUCGGUCCUCCACGACCGAGACUUCCCCUAUCGAUCCAUCAAGAUGCUUGCCUCCAAGCGCUCCGCCGGGAAGCACCUCUCUUUCCAGAACCGCGAAUACACCAUCGAGGAGCUAACUGCUGAUAGCUUUGACGACGUUGAUAUCGCACUCUUCAGCGCUGGUGGGUCAAUCAGUAAGGAAUUCGGGCCUGUUGCUGUAGAGAAGGGUGCGGUGGUGGUGGAUAACAGCUCGGCUUUCAGGAUGGAGGAAGGCGUGCCGCUUGUGAUUCCUGAGGUGAAUCCAGAGGCAAUGAAGGGGAUCAAAGCUGGAAUUGGGAAGGGUGCAUUGAUCGCAAACCCCAAUUGUUCCACCAUUAUCUGCUUAAUGGCUGCCACACCCCUGCAUCGACGAGCCAAGGUUAAACGAAUGGUUGUUAGUACAUAUCAGGCUGCCAGUGGUGCUGGUGCUGCUGCAAUGGAAGAGCUUCUGCAGCAAACACGCGAGGUGCUCGAGGGGAAACCACCUACUUGUAAUAUCUUUAAGCAACAGUAUGCCUUCAAUUUGUUUUCACACAAUGCUCCUGUGGUCUCCAAUGGUUACAACGAGGAGGAAAUGAAAUUAGUGAAAGAAACAAGAAAGAUAUGGAAUGACAUGGACGUUAAGGUGACUGCAACAUGUAUAAGAGUUCCAGUCAUGCGUGCACAUGCUGAGAGUGUAAAUCUCCAAUUUGAGAAUCCCCUGGAUGAGGAGACAGCGAAGGAUAUUUUGAGGAGUGCUCCCGGAGUAGUGGUUAUUGAUGACCGUGCAGCUAAUCACUUCCCUACUCCUUUGGAAGUAUCGAACAAAGAUGAUGUUGCAGUUGGCCGAAUCCGCCGUGAUCUGUCUCAAGACGGGAAUCAUGGGCUGGAUAUAUUUGUUUGUGGCGAUCAAAUACGCAAGGGAGCUGCCCUUAACGCUGUUCAAAUAGCUGAGAUGCUUCUAUAGUGGCAUUUGAUGAAGUGGUUAGACUGUCGUGUUACAUUGGAUUAAACUAUAGGUGAAGAGUCUACUUUAUGAUAGAUCCUUUUAGGAUGUGGAUCUUGUGAUAAGACUCAAAUAAGUCUUCCUAGUUUAGUUCCAAGUUGUAUUGUUUUCAUCUAAAUCCUUUCAUUUGAAGGGAAAUUUUGAUAAAUUAAUAUUGUUAUGGCUUCUGAGAUUCUUGUGAACUGACACAUUGUUGAGUAUCAGAUGUGGUGUUUCGAGCA
Tripterygium wilfordii is the source of this 1462-nucleotide messenger RNA. RefSeq names its product aspartate-semialdehyde dehydrogenase. The record is from RefSeq and is a predicted model, not a curated record. The transcript has 7 exons. Gene Ontology annotation, molecular function: aspartate-semialdehyde dehydrogenase (NADP+) activity; NAD binding; NADP binding. Gene Ontology annotation, biological process: L-threonine biosynthetic process. The coding region runs from base 72 to 1202 and encodes 376 amino acids. Lineage: Eukaryota; Viridiplantae; Streptophyta; Magnoliopsida; Celastrales; Celastraceae.